ACAAAGCAGAAACAGUCUCUGCACUUAUGUUUCCCAAGUUUUAUUUCUAUAAGUGUUAUUUAGACAUUAAUGUUUAUCUCAGUACGAUUUACAUUGUUGUAUUCAUGUCUAUUUUCCUCAUUGGAUAGUGAGUUUAGGAACAGAAAUUACCUUGUUUACGUUUGUGUUUUGCCUUUUCAUGUAAUAGGUAAGUGUUUGUUGAAUUAAAUUGCGAUUGAAAUAUAUUAGGACGCUGAACAUGGAAAAAAUUACAACAUACUUUGUUGUAGAAGAAAAAACAAAAAAACUUCUUUCACCUGUUGGAGUUAUGUAGACACUGAAUAGAAACUUAUCAUUACAAUUAUUCUGGAUUUUGUGGCUUUAGUCUUUGAUAUUAUAUAAUACAGGGGUCUCAAAUUAAUGGCCAAAGCAAGUGAUCUCCACAGUGUUUUGAAGUGAGAUAGAGCUUGUUCUCAUGCUGUUAGUUCAAUUGUUUUUGUUUCGUUGGUUGCCUUGUAAGCAUACCAGUUUGCCAGUGUUGUAGUCCAUUUCCGUCUUUAUAAAUUUGUUUCAGAACUGUUGCUAUUGUGGGUCCUUGACCCUAGAAUACAUUACAUAAAGUGUGUGCAAAUCCGUGCAUGUUUAGGAAGAGAGGUAUAGCCACUUUAGUCCUAACCAAUUUCGAACAGAGUUGGAAAAGUAGAUUGUUACAAAUUCUUAUGCAGGAAGAAAAGAUGCUGUAAAGUGAUUUCCUUAUCAGAUUUUGUCAGACAACUUCAUUUGUAAAUUUGGAAUGCUAAAGAAACGUUACAGACUUUGAUAUUGAAAAAAAUGAAGAGAAACCUAAGUGAAAAUUCAACUCGAAGUACAGCAGGCUGUUUGCCUGUACCAUUGUUCAAUCAGAAGAAGAGGAAUAGACAGCCAUUAACAUCCAAUCCACUUACAAAUGAUUCAAGUAGCAGUACUGCUUCUGACAGUUAUGAUUUCCCUCCUUUACCACCAGAUUGGGCUUGGGAAGCUGUGAAUCCAGAGUUUCCUCCUUCAAUGAAAACAAUGAACACAGGGCAAAUACCACAUUCAGUUUCUCAUCCUCUGAGAAGUCAAGAUUCCAUGUCUAAGUCUACUCAAUUAAAUACUGAAAGAAGCAAGAGUCACUGGAGCUACAGGGAUGGCAGCAAAAAUACCAGCUGGAAAACAUCAGACAGAAAUGAUGUUAGGCCUCAAUGCAAAAGAACAAACCUGGUGGCAAAUGAUGGAAUAAAUUCCUCUUGGGGAGCUCAGCAAGGGAAACAAUUAAGAAUAUCAGAACCUCCUAACUUAUCUCACCAAAGAGAAGCCAAAGUACUCAGACAAACACAUUCGUCAGAAAUACCUGGCUCCACAAUGAGAGGUCUAGACAAAAGCAGUGCUUUACAGGCAUUUAAGCCUAGUUUUCAACAAAGUCUAUUUAAGAAGAAAAUGUUGGAUGAUAUUCCAGAAAAAAGUAGUGUUAAGGAAAGCUCAUUUUAUCAGUUAAAGCUUAAGGAAAAAGAUAAUUCUUUAAGAAUUAUAUCUGCAGUUAUUGAAAGCAUGAAGUACUGGCGUGAACAUGCACAGAAAACUGUACUUCUUUUUGAAAUAUUGGCUGUUCUCGAUUCAGCUGUUACACCUGGUCCAUAUUAUUCAAAGACCUUCCUUAUGAGAGAUGGGAGAAACACUCUGCCUUGUGUAUUUUAUGAAAUAGAUCGUGAACUCCCAAGACUGAUUAGAGGCCGAGUUCAUAGGUGUGUUGGAAACUAUGACCAGAAAAAGAAUAUUUUCAAAUGUGUUUCUGUUAGACCAGCAUCUGUUUCUGAACAAAAAACUUUCCAAGCAUUUGUUAAAAUUGUAGAUGCUGAGAUGAAGUAUUAUACUGAUACAAUGAAUGAAAUUUAAAUAGUAAUAAGGGAAGUUUAAAUAUUAUAAUUUAAAGCAUUUCCCUAUUGUUUAAAUGAUCAUCUCCAUGCUUAUAGCUGCUGUUUUUUGUAGUUCAUUUGUUG
Messenger RNA from Lutra lutra (Eurasian river otter), 1997 nucleotides. It is a transcript of the gene SPATA22, whose product is annotated as spermatogenesis associated 22. Lineage: Eukaryota; Metazoa; Chordata; Mammalia; Carnivora; Mustelidae. The record is from RefSeq and is a predicted model, not a curated record. The coding region runs from base 811 to 1893 and encodes 360 amino acids. Gene Ontology annotation, biological process: meiotic DNA repair synthesis; gamete generation; regulation of meiotic cell cycle. The transcript is spliced from 9 exons.